This is a messenger RNA of Myodes glareolus (Bank vole), 276 nucleotides long. NCBI's taxonomy places the organism in Eukaryota, Metazoa, Chordata, Mammalia, Rodentia, Cricetidae. The record is from RefSeq and is a predicted model, not a curated record.
AUGGCCCUGAGCUACCCAUAUCCAUGCCCUCAGCAUGAGCCAUGCGACAACAAAAAGGUCAAUAAGCCGAAACAUAGCCUCAAGAGCCUCACCAAGCAUACUAAUUCCAUUCAGGACAUGAUCCUGGAGGUACACCCUGGAGCUGCUCAGGUGUCCAAAGAGAAGUGCACACUUAAAUUCAUCAAGAAAAAGAUGGGCAUGGACUUAGGCUCCAAGAGAAAGUGGGAGGAGUUUAGCAGUCUGCUGGCGGCCUUGAGGAAGGUGGCCAAGGACUGA